Xyrauchen texanus (razorback sucker) is the source of this 1936-nucleotide messenger RNA. RefSeq names its product integral membrane protein GPR137-like. Bases 447 to 1568 code for a protein of 373 amino acids. Gene Ontology annotation, biological process: positive regulation of TORC1 signaling. Lineage: Eukaryota; Metazoa; Chordata; Actinopteri; Cypriniformes; Catostomidae. The record is from RefSeq and is a predicted model, not a curated record. The transcript has 8 exons. Gene Ontology annotation, cellular component: lysosomal membrane.
CUUUGAAAAUGCAGAACAUAAACACUGGGCUGCGGAACUCACUGAGGAGGGAACGGAUUUGUCACGUCUAACGUCGACUUCAUGUCCAUAGUAAUUUGUAAGGUGCAGAUCACAGAGAGAUCAAGGGGACGUCUCCUGAUAAAGGACAUUUUGUUGGUGUUAUUUAAAAAAAAUAAAUAAAUAUUCCGUCGUGAAGAAUGAGCGAGUGACAGAAUAUUUGUGUAAUAAAUAAUCCUAACCCAGAAUUAAUGUGAUAUUUUAGAGGCGAAUAUGGCAAACUUUUCAAUUUCUUUUCAAAAUUUUGUUUGACAUUUUUCAGAAUAUGAUUUAUCCUGAUCCUUUGUUUUAUAUCAGAUUUGUUUUAUUUGAUUUUUGAUUUUAUAGGCUCUAUUUUAUAUUGUACGUUUUUUUAUUAAUUUUUUAUAUCCAUAUUUUUGCACAUAAUAAUGCAGGCUCCAGUUCCACCUUCCCCUAUCAGACCAGCAGUGGCCCCAUCAGUACAGCUGGGUGUCACCGUGCUUUACACCUGUCUUUACGGUGGUCUGUUUUUAGUUGUAUUCAUUCAGCUCUGGUUAUUGUUACUCUACCGGCACAAACGAUGGAGCUACCAGAGCGUUUUUCUCUUUCUUUGCCUGUUUUGGGCAGCCCUUCGCACAACACUCUUUUCAUUUUAUUUUCGUGACGCCGUUGCCGCCAACCAUCUGCCCACCCAGGUCUACUGGCUCCUCUAUUGUUUCCCUGUGUGUUUACAGUUUUUCACCCUCAGUCUCUUCAACCUUUACUUCACUCAGGAAUUAUUCAAAGUUCGAAGUUUAUUCAACGUCGAGCCCAACAAAGGACUAUGGUUGGCUCGCUGUGGGUUUGCAGCCAUGAGUGCGAUCUUCCUGUGUGUCAACAUAGUUUGCGCCGGCCUUGGAGAGAAUAGAGGAUCUGGUGGAGCUGGUGACAAAACGUGGAGGCUGGUUCUAGUUCGGGUGCUGGUUAAUGACCUGCUUUUUAUUCUGGAAGCCAUAUGCCUGGCCACAUCUCUGCUCCUGUUGACUCGAUUCUCUUCCCCCACCACCCCUUAUCUACGCAGUAAGGGCCUUUGUCGGACUGCAGUGCUGGGAGCAGGCGUGAUCUUACUUUUCUCCAGUAGAGCCUGCUACAACCUUGCAAUGCUGUUUUUGUCUCUGAAUCAAAAAGUGGAGGCCUUUGAUUACGACUGGUACAACAUCUCUGAUCAGGCUGACCUUCGCAGUGAACUUGGAGAAAGAGGCUACAUUAUAUUUGGAGCUGUUCUCUUCAUUUGGGAGCUGCUACCGACCAGUUUGCUGCUUCUCAUCUUCAGAGUUCGUCAGCCUCCUCAAGAAAGGAACUGCAACCCAGCCAUGUGCAACAAACAAAUCUCACGGUCAUAUUUCUUUGAUGAUCCUCGUGGAAUGGAUGGUGAUUCGGAUUCUCUCUGGAGUCACGGCAUAAAUCCCCAUAGCAGUUGGUUUGGGUCCAGUGAGACGACUCCACUCCUCUUCAGUAGGACUGACCAAAGCAGCCAACAUCACUUACUCUACUCAACUCCACAGACCUGAAUACUAUUCAAAGCUAGAGAUGUUCCUCUGACCUUCUCAGGCAAUAGAACAGCAAUACCUCUUCCUGUUGAGUAGCUCAAUAGGUAUUUUUGCACUAAUAUGCAUCAGAAGCACCUGUACAUCUAAAAUUGUACCUUGACUUCAUAAAGCUGAUCAUAUAAUGUUUUUUAUAAAAAUGACCAGCUAAUGAUUUUUCUGUAUAGGUAAGGAUUAAUGAAUGAGUUAUCACAUCUAUCUUUUUUUUUAUCAUCUGGAAGAGUAUAAAAAGUUAACAUUUUCAGAUAAUAUAUUUUUGGGGAUACUGACUUUUCACUUUAUAAGAUGUAAAAGGGAACAAAAAGUUUGGUAUUAACCUUGUACUUGUGAAU